CGAGAAGGCAAGCAAUGGUAGUAAGUUGGGCUACGCUCUCCUGCCCUGACAAGGGUUCUCAGCCUGUGGCCAGCUUGUCUUUGUUUUAAGGGCAAUUGUGAUGCUAGGAAGGUGUUAGAGGCAUGUGAGCACUAAGCAGACUGUCUCCUCCACGGAAAGGAAGUGUAAGGGAGACUCAAUUUCCCUCUCCAUAAUCUAAGCCACCGAGAACACCCCCUCUCCCCCAGGGACACCGGGUCUUGGCCGCCCUUUCCUGGUCUGAGGUCGGCCGUUCUGAGUGCAUAUAUCCCUCCUGCAGACACUUCACCUCUGGAAGCCAGAAUGGAGGUCCUGAAGGAGAAAGUAGAGGAGGAGGAGGCUGCCGAGCGGGAGGACGCGGCGGAGAGGGGCGAGAAGAUGGCCAAGCCACCACCGGAGAUUCGGAAGGAGGAAACCCCCAUGACGCAGGAGAUGCUCAGAGACCUGGAGAAGAAGCUGUCGGAUAUGGAGAUCGCCAUCCCGGAUAUGAUCAUUACCAAGGACACCAAGGUCACCGUCGACACCUCCAUGCUGCCCGCCUCCUACCAAAGCAACACGCCCAAGGAGGAGCACCUGCUGCAGGUGGCAGACAACUUCUCCUGCCAGUAUAGCCACCUGUGCCCGGACCGCGUGCCCCUCUUCCUGUACCCGCUGAACGAGUGCGAAGUGCCCAAGUUCGUGAGCACAACCAUCCGGCCCACACUGAUGCCCUACACCGAGCUCUACAACUGGGACAGCUGCGCCCAGUUCGUUGCGGACUUCCUCUCCAUGGAGCCCCUGGCCGACCCUCUCAAGCCGCCCACGCACCUGUACUCCCCGACCACGGUGCUCAAGUACCAGAGGGGCAACUGCUUCGACUUCAGCACCCUGCUCUGCUCCAUGCUCAUCGGCGCCGGCUACGAUGCCUACUGCGUCAACGGCUACGGCUCCCAGGACCUGUGCUUCAUGGACCUGACCCGGGAGGUGUGCCCGCUCACCAUGAAGUCCAAGACGACAGUCCAGAGGAAGCAAGUGGCGCCACCUAAGAAGUACGCCGUCAAACCCCCCAGGGACCUGACCAGCAGGUACGAGCAGGACCAGGAGAGGAAGAAGCAGGAAAAGAUCAAAGCUGAGGAGGAGAAGCGGCUGAAGGAGGAAGAGGAGCGCCUCCAGGAGGCGGAGAAUGCGAAACCCGACCCCCUGUACGGCCUGCGGGUGCACUCGUGGGUGCUGGUGUUGUCGGGGAAGCGCGAGGUGCCCGAGAGCUUUUUCAUUGACCCUUUAACGGCACGCAGCUACAGCACCCAGGACGACCACUUCCUGGGCAUCGAGAGCCUGUGGAACCACAAGAACUACUGGGUCAACAUGCAGGACUGUUGGAACUGCUGCAAGGACUUGAUCUUUGACCUGGGAGACCCUGUGAGGUGGGAGUACCUGCUUCUGGGGACCGAUAAGCCUCACCUAUCGAUCCUGGAUGAUGAUGAUGAUAACCUGGUUGAUGAUGAUGACGUAGAAAACCUGGGCAAGGAGGAUGAGGAUAAGGGCUUCGACAUGCCGCACUCCUGGGUGGAGCCCAUCGAGAUCUCCUCCGAAGCGUUCGAGACCCGCUGCCCAAACGGGAUGAAGGUGAUCCACUACAAGAGGGCCAAGCUGGAGAAGUGGGCCCCGUACCUCAACAGCAACGGCCUCAUGUCCCGCCUCAGCACCUACGAGGACUUGGAGUGCACCAAGUUGCUGGAGAUGAAGGAGUGGUACCAGAACCGGGAGGACAUGCUGGAGCUGAGGCACAUACACAAGGACACGGGCCUAAUCAUUGACUACUUCAAGCCAGGCCAUCCCCAGGCUCUGCGUGUGCACUCCUACAGGUCCAUGCAACCCGAGAACGACCGCGUCAUGGAGUUCUACGAAAAGGCCCGCGUGGACGGCCUGAUAAAGCGGGAGGAGACGCCCAAGUCGAUGACCGAGCACUACCAAGGGCGGCCCGACUUCCUCGCCUACCGCCAUGUCACGUACGGGUCCAGGGUCAAGAAGGUCACGCUGAGCAGCGCAGAGUCCAACCCCCGGCCUAUGAUGAAAAUCACGGAGCGCUUCUUCCGCAACCCGGCCCAGCCCGCGGAUGAGGACGUGGAGGAGCGCGUGUUUCUGAUCUCCGAGGAGCGCAUCCAGCUGCGCUACCACUGCCGCGAGGACCACAUCACGGCCUCGCGGCGCGAGUUCCUGCGGCGCACCGAGGUGGACAGCAAGGGCAACAAGAUCAUCAUGACCCCCGAUAUGUGUCUUAGCUACGAGGUGGAGCCCAUGGAGCACACCAAGAAGCUACUGUACCAGUACGAGGCCAUGAUGCAGCUGAAGGAGCAGGAGAAGCUCUCCAGACAUCAGGCCUGGGAGUCGGAGCUGGAGGUGCUGGAGAUCCUGAAGCUUCUAGAGGAAGAGGAGGAGGCGCACACGCUGAAAAUCUCCAUCUACGACACGAAGCGCAAUGAGAAGAGCCGGGAGUACCGGGAGGCCAUGGAGCGCGUGAUGCACGAGGAGCACCUGCGGCAGGUGGAGGCCCAGCUGGACUACCUGGCCCCAUUCCUGGCACAGCUGCCGCCAGGAGAGAAGCUGACGCGCUGGCAGGCCAUUCGCCUCAAGGACGAGUGCCUCAUGGACUUCAAGCAGCGGCUCAUCGACAAGGCCAACCUUAUCCAGGCCCGUUUCGAGCAGGAGACGCAGGAGCUGCAGAAGAAACAGCAGUGGUACCAGGAGAACCAGGUGACCUUGACCACCGAGGACGAAGACUUGUACCUGAGUUACUGCUCUCAGGCCAUGUUCCGCAUCCGUAUCUUGGAACAGAGGCUCAAUCGACACAAGGAGCUGGCCCCGCUGAAGUACUUGGCUCUGGAGGAAAAGCUCUACAAGGACCCACGCCUGGUGGAGCACCUGAAAGUCUAUUCUUGAUGCCCCUCCUGCACCUCUGGCCCUUCGAUGCCCCUCCUGGGGCCUCAGCCUCAGCUGGCAGAGAGAGAAACCUCCCCCACAGCCCAGCCCGUGUUUCCUGCAACCAGCUAAUGACCUCGGAUUCAGGUGCCUGGCCUCACUGCCGCUCCACCUCCCUGCGGCCCCAUCUGUUCCUGCUUCUCAUGAUUUUUCUGUAAAUAAACACACUUGUGAUUUGCAAUUUAUACCUCACAAGCUCCAGCACCAGCCUUUCUCUCCUUCCCUUCUUUAUCUAUAGUCGGGGAUCAACUUCCUCUACCCACCUUGGCCACCUUCCUCCUUGACUUCCGUCCUUUCCAUGGGAAUGCUGAGCCUUUGCCAUACCUCCGCAGGUGGUCUCAAGAAUUAUGUAGCCUAAAAUGUCAAUAAUACUGAGGCUGAGACACCCCGCUUGGGCUCAGUGGAAACGAACAAACUACAACCACGUGAAUGAUAUGGUUGCAUUUCUCAGGGGGACUUCUGAGGAGCUGGUAAUAGUCUUCUUGACCUGAGUAUGUUCAGAUGGUGAAAAUUCACCGACCUCGUACCCUUACAGUGUAUGGGUGCCCAUAAGCCUCUGCAGUCGGCGUCCCCAAGUACAGUGUGAUGGGUGGACGCUGCCUCUUUCUCGCAGCGAGGGUGCAGGGCAGUGGAGAUUAAGGCCACCCCCAUCCACGGAUCACAAAUGAAGUCGGCGUUUCUCGGGUUCCCAGUCGGUCAGCGCUUUAAGGAAGCGGCCAUCCAUCCGCCGAAGACGUCCGCGGUGGAGGCAGCAAUCCCGGGCUCCACGCCUGACUCGGACCCAGAAUCAGGAAAUCUCAGUUUCUCUCCCGGUCUCCGGUGGGAGAUUCGAGCC
Messenger RNA from Myotis brandtii (Brandt's bat), 3811 nucleotides. RefSeq names its product dynein regulatory complex subunit 7 (gene DRC7). The transcript is spliced from 18 exons. The coding region runs from base 322 to 2937 and encodes 871 amino acids. The record is from RefSeq and is a predicted model, not a curated record. Gene Ontology annotation, cellular component: motile cilium. Gene Ontology annotation, biological process: flagellated sperm motility. NCBI's taxonomy places the organism in Eukaryota, Metazoa, Chordata, Mammalia, Chiroptera, Vespertilionidae.